AUGACUGCAGGGAAUAAUAAUAAGACCGUCCUCGAAACUAAAGUCUUAAAUACUGCCUCCUUUAAGCUAUACAAGCGUCUUGGUUUUCUGCACAGUAAGCGGUUGCACUGCUGCUACCUUAACGGCAAUACGGCGUUUCAACUUAUCUUUUACUUGCAACUUGGCACCGCAAUAAAGGGUGAUAGCGAUUAG
This is a messenger RNA of Mytilinidion resinicola, 192 nucleotides long. RefSeq lists its product as uncharacterized. Gene Ontology annotation, cellular component: NatC complex. Gene Ontology annotation, biological process: N-terminal peptidyl-methionine acetylation. The record is from RefSeq and is a predicted model, not a curated record. Bases 1 to 192 code for a protein of 63 amino acids. NCBI's taxonomy places the organism in Eukaryota, Fungi, Ascomycota, Dothideomycetes, Mytilinidiales, Mytilinidiaceae. The transcript has 2 exons. Gene Ontology annotation, molecular function: protein-N-terminal amino-acid acetyltransferase activity.